AUGUCGCAAGCCGCUCUGCUUCCGUCCGAUUACUCCGACCAUGGGGCCCCGAAACGCAUUCUCAUCGCCUUCUUGAAGAGCCAGCAAGUCAGGCUAUUCGGCCUCUUUGCCGCUUUCCUCGUUGUCAUCCGCAUCUUUGUGUUGGACGCGUCGACGAGCGGGGCCCCGGGAGACUAUGCGGCCACGAACCCCUGGCGGGACCUCCCUCCGGACCCGGCCGUUCAUCAGACGAUUCGGGAGGUGCUCUUCAUUGGAGACACGCUCCGAGACGGCAUGCUGCCGACGUCCUUGCCCGACGACGACUAUGAUUCGUACUCGGCGAUGCUGCGCAGCCUCGAGACCAGGACGGACCUCACCUGGCUGGUAAUCCAGGAAACCCGCGUCGACCAGACCGUCAUGGCCAUCGCCAACCGCGGCGGCUACCACAGCCCCAUCCCCGAAGAGCCAUACGACUUACACGGGCGCGCCGAGAGGCUACACGGCCACUGGUCCGCGCUCGCUUCCCACAAAGACAGGCCGGACCGGUGGGAUGCCCGGUUCGACACCACCCAUCUGCCUCCGCUCCUCGGCAGGCACGCCUCCGGCUCUGAUCGAGACGGCGACUCCUCGGAUUUCCAUUUGACGACGGAGCAGAAGUCGGCGGCAGACGCCAAGUACGCAGCCUAUCGAAAGCGCAGAGACCGGGCCGUCUCGUAUCUCAAGGACCACCCGCCCAAGCCGAUGGCCUGGUCGCCGGUGCAGACGGACCACCCGGACGAGACAGCCCCGGGCGGCGCCUGGGAAAUUCUUUUCCAUAAAGGCAUCGUGCAGGCUGGACGAAAGGUGUUAGGAAGCAGGCUGGCCGGCAACCCGGCGCUCAAGCCCAUCUAUCGCAAUCUCAUCACGGAGCGUGUGCCGUACGACUGGGUCAACCCGGACGAGCCGGUGCGGGAGUAUGCCGAAAGGGACCACCUGAGGGAGAUGGAGGCAUUCCGGGAAGAGUCAAAGGCGCGACAGGAGAGGACGGAUAGACAGGCAAAAUUCCAGGAGGCGCUGAGGGCGGAGGAGAGAUUGGAGCGGGGAGACAAGCAGGAGCUAUGA
Molecule: messenger RNA, 1080 nt
Organism: Colletotrichum destructivum
Lineage: Eukaryota; Fungi; Ascomycota; Sordariomycetes; Glomerellales; Glomerellaceae
Exons: 1
Coding region: 1-1080 (359 amino acids)
Source: RefSeq, a predicted model, not a curated record